AUGGAGAAGUUAAUUGAUUUAGAACUCAUUGAGUUGCACAAAACCAAUCUGCGAAGAACUAUGAAUGAGAUUCAAGAUCGCGCUUCUUCCGUUCUUUUACUUAAUCUGCAAUGGAAAGAAAUGGAGGAAGUUUUGGACUCCGUUCAAAGUUCAGUCGAAGAACGACUCAAAGAAGUGAUUUCAAAAGAAGGUGAGAUAAAAGAAGGUGCUAACAAGAUUGAAAGAAAGGAGAAAUUGGUUAAAGAGCAGUUUGAAACGCUUAAGGUUAAAGCGGAGGAAUUAGGGAGGCAGUUUAGGGAUUUAGAGGCGGGAAAGAAGUGUUACGAAGAAAGGCUAAGAGAAGUUGAGUUAGCGCAGAAGCAACUUGAAGAGAAACAACAGGAGUUUGUGUUAAAGCAAAAGGUUUUUUGCAUGCGUUGUAUGGAUUUUGAGUUAGAGAAGAAGGAAGUUGAACGACAUCGUAAAUAUCUUGAAUUAAGCGUAAAACGAAGUGAGGAGCAACGUGAAGAGGUUAAGUUGAUGAAGGAACUGGUAAAAGAUAUGUUGGAGGAAGUUAGGUUGAAAGAGAAAGAUUUGGAGAAGUGCUUGAGUGAGUAUGAGUUGAAAGAAGAGCAAUUUAGGUUGAAAGAGAAGAGUUUUGAGCAGCGGUGCAUGGACUUCGAGUUGCAAGAAAAGGCUAUGGAAGAACGUCGCAGAGUCUCCCUUACCGAUAGUGAAACUGAAACUGAAGAUGCUGUUGGUCCUACAGUCAAAGCUGGAGAGUCUAAAGGGAAGGAAGAGGAACCUGUUAGUAAGACUGAUAAAGUGUCUCCGGUUAUUAGUCAUUCAGAAUCAGGUGCAGGUAUGAUCCUCUCUUCUGAGGUGCUUGAAUAUCCAGACCCAGAGUUUAGUGAUUUUGAGAAGCAGAGGGCAGAGAACUGUUUUGCUGUUAAUCAAGUAUGGGCUAUAUAUGAUUCAUCGGAUAGCAUGCCAAGAUUUUAUGCAUGGAUCAAGAAAGUAUUCAAUCCUGGCUUCAAGUUACGAAUUACUUGGCUCGAGCCUGACCCGGACGAGGAAAAUGAGCAGAAUUGGGUUGAUCAGAAUCUGCCUGUUUCUUGUGGUAAGUACUGCAGUGGAUCAACAGUGGUAUGUGUAGAACGUCUAGUGUUCUCUCAUCGGAUUGAUCCCUUAGAAUCUUUUGGUAAAUACUGUUGCUUGGUGUACCCUAAAAAGGGGGAAGUUUGGGCUCUCUUCAAAGAUUGGGAUAUUAAAUGGGCUUCUGAGCCAGAAAACCAUCAACCCGCAUACCGGUAUGAUAUUGUGGAGGUUCUCACUCAUUUUGGCAAGGAAGUGGGCAUUUGGGUCUCUCAUUUGGACAAAGUGAAAGGGUUUGUUAGUAUUUUCAAACAAACUGCACGAUAUGGGGUUUAUUUUUAUAUGUCAUCACGGGAGCUAUAUAGGUUUUCUCAUCAAAUUCCAUCAGCUAAAAUGACUGGUAAUGAGAGAGAAGGUGUUCCUGUGGGAUCAUUUGAGUUGGAUCCUGCUUCUCUUCCUACCAACUUUUAUGAGUUGCUUGAUCCUGCUGCAGACAUUCAUGAUGGAAACCUCAAUCAGACCAAAGGAAGUUCUACUUCAGUUGAUGCAGUUGAGGAGAUGAACACCCCAAAGUUCUACUUCAGUUAG
This is a messenger RNA of Gossypium arboreum, 1662 nucleotides long. RefSeq lists its product as uncharacterized. The record is from RefSeq and is a predicted model, not a curated record. The transcript is spliced from 2 exons. Bases 1 to 1662 code for a protein of 553 amino acids. Lineage: Eukaryota; Viridiplantae; Streptophyta; Magnoliopsida; Malvales; Malvaceae.